This is a messenger RNA of Musca domestica (house fly), 685 nucleotides long. RefSeq names its product protein TsetseEP-like. Lineage: Eukaryota; Metazoa; Arthropoda; Insecta; Diptera; Muscidae. The record is from RefSeq and is a predicted model, not a curated record. The coding region runs from base 44 to 622 and encodes 192 amino acids. The transcript has 2 exons.
AAAUUUCACUUGUCACAUUCGCCAGUAGAACCUGUCAAAUAAAAUGUCGAACCUAUUUGUGCUCGCUUUGUUGAUUGGCAUAUCAAACGCCUGCCAUGCGGCCAGUCUGCCGACGACUAACAAUGUCCAACUAUUUGCAGAACGUAGAUUAUCUAGCUUUCUAUUGGAGGCAACGGCGAGAAAUUCACCACGCAACAUCGUUUGUUUCGAGGAAUAUUUGCCGAAGCUAAAUCAGCUCACAGAUGAAUAUGAACAGGCCUAUGGAUCGUGUUUGAAUGCUACGGCCAAUUCAAAGCAACGUGUCGAAUCGGAAGUUGCCAAAGAUCGCAGUAAUGUUGAAGCCUUGGCAGAGGAUGUGUGUCAGCUGUACUCGAAGUGUUCCACAGUUGUGGCUUCAGCUGACUUUUUCGAAUGUUACUUCAAUGCGUCCGAACAAGCCGCUGUCAAUUCCUAUACGAUCCAAACUACUUCGAAGAGCAAGUCCCAAUACAUCCAACUGCGUUAUCAAACCAUUCAGUAUGAUGAAACUGUUUGCACCGACACCUGUAAGGCCACCUAUGUGGAGGAAACUGCCAAGACCUAUGCUGAGUUGGAUAAAUGUCUGGCUGGUUUAUCGGCUUAAAAAGCGAUGUGAAUAUCUAAAUAAAGUCUUAAGAAAAUAAUAACAAUAAGAAAUAGUAGCAAA